Sodiomyces alkalinus F11 is the source of this 589-nucleotide messenger RNA. RefSeq lists its product as hypothetical. Lineage: Eukaryota; Fungi; Ascomycota; Sordariomycetes; Glomerellales; Plectosphaerellaceae. The transcript has 2 exons. The coding region runs from base 173 to 481 and encodes 102 amino acids. The record is from RefSeq and is a predicted model, not a curated record.
UCUCAGUCUCGUCUUUUAGUCCGUCUUUGUUAUCUUUUUUAUCCUCUUUCCAUGCAAGCCAAGAGCUCCGGAGAUUUCGAUAUCGAACACCCGAAACCUCGGGAGAAGAAAAGAAUACAUUGUAUACCGGAAAAGGGAACGCACCAACCACGAAACGGAAAAGGGAGAUGGUAUGACGCAGGACAGGCAGGUGGAUCGCCCUCAACCGUGGUUGCGUCUCGACAAUUCUCGUCUUUCAUUCCGAGCUCCCUUAUCAGGGAUUGAAGACGGAAUCAUAUUUUCCGGGCUUCGAAUGAUUAUGAAGAAAAAAAGAAGAAGAAAAAAGAAGAAAAAAGAAGAAAAAAGAAAAAAAAGAAAAAAAAGAAAAGAAGAAGAACAACGACAAAAGACAGGGAAACCAAUGCAUGUCGCAUCAGCAGCCUCCCGUCCACGGUUACAUUUAGUCUUUCGAUCAUUCGACCCCUCAGAUCUGAAAGUUUAGCCUCUUUUCCCCACUGCUCUACUUUCCAAGGUACUUUCUACUUUCUACUUUGUACUUUCCCCCUCAUUCUCUCGUCUCUCGUUUCCACACAAAGUACCACGUAUAUCC